Messenger RNA from Rhopilema esculentum, 1447 nucleotides. RefSeq names its product H/ACA ribonucleoprotein complex subunit 1. The record is from RefSeq and is a predicted model, not a curated record. Gene Ontology annotation, molecular function: box H/ACA snoRNA binding. Lineage: Eukaryota; Metazoa; Cnidaria; Scyphozoa; Rhizostomeae; Rhizostomatidae. Gene Ontology annotation, biological process: snoRNA guided rRNA pseudouridine synthesis; ribosome biogenesis. Gene Ontology annotation, cellular component: box H/ACA snoRNP complex.
UUCAAUGUGGCCUAAGUACCGCAUGUUCUUUUUGUCAGGAGCAUUGUUGAUUCCAGAACAACGAUAUGGGUUUUCCGAGAGGACGAGGCGGUGGAAGAGGAAGUUUUAGAGGUGGUGGAGGGCGCGGAAGAGGGAGAGGUGGCGGAUCAUACUAUGAUGCAGGACCUCCGGAAAAAGUUGUUGAAAUUGGACAUUUUCUGCAUCCUUGUGAGAAUGAACUGGUCUGUAAAUGCACAAAUGAAAGUGUUCCUUACUUCAAUGCACCAAUCUACCUUGAAAACAAAUCACAAAUCGGAAAAGUCGAUGAAAUAUUUGGACCAAUGACAGACUUCUAUUUUUCAGUAAAACUUUCAGAAAAUAUGCAUGCAUCCUCAUUUAAAAGUGCUCAAAAGUUCUACAUUGAUCCAUACAAGCUCCUGCCUUUAUCAAGAUUCCUACCAGGUCCAAAAGGUGCUGGUCGAGGCAGCGGUCGAGGCGGCGGUCGAGGAACACCAAGAGGAGGAACACCCAGAGGUGGGAGAGGUGGUAGAGGUGGAAGAGGUGGUCGUGGUGGCUUCACACCACGUGGUACAGGUUUCAGCCGUGGAGGGCGUGGAUUCAAUCGCGGUGGAGGAAGAGGUUUUGGACGUGGCAGAUAGAUUGGGCAGUAAAUCAAGCCAUUUCAAGCUCAAAUUUUUAUAUUUCUGAAGCUGAAGAAGAGACAGCAACACGAAAAAUGUUAAUUCUUUUCCAAGUAAACUUGUCUUAAACUUUUGAACAAGCAAUCUUUCUUUUUUUAUCACAUCCCUUUCUUGGUAACCGAAAUCCCUCUUGAUAGAUACCUCUUGUUAGGUAGAAUUACCACAGGAUUUUUAGAGCCAAGGUGCCAGGAGAAUAAGGGUGGGGGCAGGGGGUACCUCCCCACUAGAAUAAACCAUUCUUAAAUGUUUUUGAAAUUUUGUAUCUGUUUGGCUGACCAAUAUUGGUUGCUAAUAGAAAAUUAUGCAAAUUUCAAAGAAACUUAUCAGCACAAGUGAGAGUUUGCAAAGAAAGAUUAGACAUGGAGAGUUUUGUUAUGCUAGUCAAAUCAAUGAGCAAAUCGAAUUUACAGUCUGCCAGUCCAAAUCUUUAGACUUUGUGCAAGAUAAUUGCAACCUUACCAUUUGCUAUACCAAAUACGAGCUCACCUUUUUAGUGCUCAAGUUUGUAAAAACAGCCUUCGGUCAAAAGUUAGCCAAGAGGGGUUCAAUUUUCCAAAAUGAUAACCAAGUUUGAGCCUUAGUUAUGAUGAAGUAAUUUAGGAACAUACUGACACACUAUUGCUAAGGAAACUUUUGAUGAACUGAAAAUCGUCCAGUUCAUUUUGUUAGAUUUUUAUGAUACUAGUUACAAAUCCUAUUUUGUGCAUUACUUUUAAUUACAAGUACUGAUUAUUGAUGAUUGCUAUGAAACAAAAUUUGAAAACAGA